AUGUUCCGCAGGGCACGCCUUAGCGUGAAGCCCAAUGUCAGGCCUGGUGUAGGCACCAGGGGCUCCUCCGCUCCCAAUCCCCAGCGUGUACCAGAGGCUCCCAGGCCUCCUGAGCCUGCCACCGAGUCUGCUCCGAAGCCAGCGGAGCACACAGAUGUGCCUGCGGUGGAUUCCGGGGGAGCGGAACCCCAGAAACAGACUCCCGGGAGCAGUGAUGACAAGACUCCUGAUGAGAAUAAUGCUGCAGCGUCCAGCACAUUGUCCUCUGCUUCCCAGAGAAGAAAGCGAGUGUCAAGCACGUCGGGUAUUGCUCAGCCUUCUGGCAGCACCCCCUCACAGAGUCACCCCUUAUCUACAGUUAAUCACGAUGCGCCACAGUCAAACCCUACUCCAGCUAAAGAGAAACAGCCAUGUUCAGACAGAUACCGAAUAUAUAAAGCCCGCAAAUUGAGAGAGAUGUUGAAAGAGGAGCUGAGAAAGGAGAAGAAACAAUGGAAAAACAAAUUUGCUGCAACUGAAAGCCAGAGACCACCAGAUCGAUCAAAAAUGACCAUGCGAGACUUCAUAUAUUACCUUCCAGACAACAACCCCAUGACUUCUUCAGUGGAACAAGAAAAGAAAACUGAGAAAUCCUUGGCUCCCACCCCAACAAGAGAUAGGCAAGAAAAUCAGAGCACUCAAGAUGCUAAUGAUAAUGAAGAAGGGGAAGAGGAGGUAGAUGAUGGGCCACUUCUGGUUCCUCGAGUGAAAGUGGCAGAAGAUGGCUCUAUUAUUUUAGAUGAAGAAAGUUUAACUGUAGAAGUUUUGAGAACAAAAGGCCCCUGUGUUGUUGAGGAGAAUGAUCCUAUAUUUGAGCGUGGCUCCACAACUACUUACUCCAGCUUUAGGAAAAACUACUACUCAAAGCCAUGGUCCAAUAAAGAAACAGAUAUGUUUUUUUUAGCCAUCAGCAUGGUAGGAACUGACUUUUCUAUGAUUGGACAACUUUUUCCUCACAGAGCAAGGAUAGAAAUUAAGAAUAAAUUUAAGCGUGAAGAAAAAACAAAUGGAUGGAGAAUAGACAAAGCAUUCCAGGAAAAACGCCCUUUUGACUUCGAUUUUUUUGCUCAUUUGCUUCAGAAAGUUCUUGCUGAAGAAGAAAAAAGAAAAAAAUCUACUAAAUGUCAGAGUUUAAAGGAAAAGGCCUCCAAACCACGGAAAAAUGUAAAAGCAAAAACAGUAACCAGUGAAGAAGUGAAUGACGAUCCAGAUGAGUCUGUAAAUAGUAACAUUUCAGAUCCAGAAAGAUCUCAAAAGGAUGCUCAGACUGUCAAUGAGGAAGAAUCACCAAGUUCAUCAGGACAGCACUUAGAACAAGCUAUGUUAGAGCAAGACCAAAAUCAAGAGAAAGAGAGGAAGAGGAACCAAGGUGAAGCUGAUAAACAGGACGCAACAAAUCUUUUAGAGAGGGUUCUUGUUCAUUCGAGCCCUCCUGAAGCAGAAAUAUGCAAGAAUACAUGUCCUUCUGAAGAAAAUGAAAGUGAAUGCAAUAAAGAACAGAUACCUUCCUUUGCACAAAACAUAGAUGACACUGCAGGUUUAGCUUCCAGUGAAGAGAUGGAGAUGAGAAUGGACCCCAUCCCUUCCACAUGUAAUCAAGAAGACAUCAUGCCACUAGCAAGUGAGUCCUCAGAGUCAUGUGUUGUGGAUUUAUCUGUGUUAGAACCCGGAAGUGCUACCUCUGGUGACAUGAAUAGUGCUGAAAGUACCUGUUCAGAAGGAAAGAGUGUUGACCUGAAGACUAAAUCACCAGAGACUGAACAGACAGAAACUGUCAAACCAAAAUCAAGAAGUCGACUGCAGAGACCUAAGCCUAAUCUGUCAAGGGCAAUUGGGAAGAAGUCAGCUGUCUCACAAGACAGACAAGAUGAAAGGAACAAGAACUCCCCUGCAGAAACUGCAGCUGAGAAGAAUCACAUGGAAAAGGAGAGAGUGAAUGAAUCUGAAAAUUUUGUAACAGAGAAUGCAGACAGAGCAAGGCCAGGUGCUGAAGCUGUGUCUGAUUUGAGUGAAAAAUCCUGUGUCCAGGAGGAUAGUCAGGCAAAAGUCUUAAGACCUACCCGACUACUGAGGAGUAGAAUGCAAAGACCAAAGCCAAAUGUAGUGAAAGCUGCAGAAAAAAAAGAAAUUCUCACCUCACAGGAAAAAAGUGGGACUCAUGCAGAGAAAAGUGAAGAUGAAUCCUGUGUUGCUAUUCCUCCACAAAUGGGAAGUGAGUCACAUAAAAACUUACAACGUGAAGAUACUGUGCCACAGCCUGAAAAAAAGGACCCUUUGGAAAAUAUGCAGGCUGAUCAGCCCAAGGUUCUUAGUGAAUGCCCAAGUAUUCAAGAAGGUAAUAAAGGAAAUAAACUGAAACAAGCCCCAGUUCUAAGGACAAGAUUUCAGAAACCAAAACCAAAUACAGGAAGAAGAAGAAGGAUAUCCUCCAAGGAAGGGAUACUAGAGGAGACACCUAUUUCUGGAGAAAUUACGGCAACUUGGGAAGACAUUCCGAGAGCAGACCCUUCCCCAAGGGAGGAGGUACCAAGUGUACCUGCUGCUCCUCUUACUGCUGCUUCCACCGAGGACUCAGAAUCAGAUGUGAAAGACAGUGGCAGAAAUGACACAGCUUCUAAUGUGAAGAUGUCAGAAAUGACGGAUGUCACUAUGGAAAUGGAGACAGGUUUGGAAACAAUUGGAAGAGAUACUUGCCCAGGGGAGAUGGGAGUAGAAAUGAUUGACAUCCCUAUGGAAACAGAGGCAGGUUUGAAAGCAUCUUUAAAUGAGACUUCUUCUAUGGAGAAAAUGCCAGAACUGAUUGAUAUCACUGGGGAAAUUUGCACAAAUUUGGGGGAAACUGGAAGAAAAGAAAUAUUUUUACAGGAAAAUGGCCCCAAGGAGGUCAGUCCAGUUAGUGAACCAGAGACAGAUUUGCAAGAACCUGGAAAAGAGUUGGCCAUGAAAGAGAGCACACCAGAUAUGAUGGAUAGCAUUGAAGAAAGGGAGGCAUAUUCAGAGGAAACUGAAAGACAAGAAAUAUCUGCACCAAUAAAGGAUGCAGAGGAGGCCAAAGCCAGGGGUGAAAUGGAAACACCCCUGGAAGAAAUUGGAGGAGAAACUUCCCAGAGAGAAAAGGCAGCAGGCGUUCCUGUGGAGCAGUUGGCCAGCGAAGAGGAUCCGUGUGGCAGCCCAUGCAGAGCGGAGGUGGGAGUGGAGUCGAGGGCUGCAGAAGGAAAGGAGCUUAGCCUGGAGGACACUGGGGAAGGAGACGUCUCCUCCAUGGUCGUGGUCUCAGGAGAGAAGACUGCCAUAGAGGAAGCAAACGGAGAGUCACAGAAAGACACAGAAACAGAGAGUUCUGUCUCUUGGGAGAGUGGAUCUGGAGAGGUCCAUGUGGGAGAGGAAAUGGUGGCAGACCUAGAAAAAACAGAAAAAAUAGAUGUUUCCUCAAGGGAAUGUGAACCAGAAGAACAUACUUCAGGGCAGCCUGAGGCAGAUGUAAUUCCAAGCAGGAGUGACGGCAGCACUGGCCCUCCCCACGAUAGAAAAAAUGUUAGCAGUAAAAUAUCAGUGAUGCCUACACUUUUGGAAGAAAAAGAAACUAGUGACCACGAUGUAUCCAGUCACUUACCUCAUGUGGAGUCCUCUUCACAGAAUUCUGGACAUCAUGAAACAGAUCAAGGGAUACAACUUCCAGAUGUUCUAGAGCAGUUUUCAGAUACUAAUUUAAGUAAACCUCUUCCUCAAGAACAGAAGCCACUUCAAGUUAAACCAGCUCCUCUUCUGAGAAGUCGAUUCAAAAAACCAAAACCAAACUUGUCAAGAGCAGCUUUAAAGAGAGCAACCAUAGAAGCAGAGCAUUGUAUACCUGGGAAGAAAUCAGAAGCAUACAAAAUGGAGACUGUCACGUUACAGCAGGACAGUGACCAAACUGCUUCUCUCUCUUCUCAACAUAAUGUACCUUCCCUAGUGGCAUCAGGAAAAAAUGAUAAAUCAGAUCAUGAGGAGGAGGGAGCUGUGACACUGCCGUGUUCACAGACUGAAGAGGACCCUUCGCCGCCCAGUUCAUGUGAACAUGAAGAGGGUUCUCAGUUAACCCCAAACCAGGAAAAUGGCUUAGUUGUUCCUAAUGGGACACAGAUGAUGAAUAUGGUCACACAAGAGACAAAGCAAAAUGUUGUCCAAACAACUCUCCCAGUGAGGGGUCGACUUCAGAGACCAAGACCAAAUGUGCAAAAGGCCAGACAAAGGCAAAUAGUAGAAAAAGGCAAAGUGGAAGACAUAGCUAAGAAUGAAGGACCAGAGCUGCAAAAAGACGAGACUAAAACAUUCCCAACAGUGGCAAACUCUUCUUACAUUGAAAAUGAAGUUGCCGUUGAAGUGUCCUCUAGAGUUUCAGAGUAUAAAGUGAAUGAAAGUCAAGACCACGUGGUUCCUGUAGAAAACUUAAGUAUUAACAAAACCAGUGUUUUACAUGAACAGAUAAGGCAUGGAAAUAAACCGUAUGUUCCUAGUCCAGCACUGCUGAUGAGAAGACGGCUUCAAAAGGCAAAACCACAUUUAGGAGGAGCACGCCAUAAAGAAGAGCAACCAGGUGUAGAAAAAGGCCUGAUAGAUGAGAGCGCAGCACUGACAGCAGCAGAUCCCCUGCCGCAGAAGCAAGGCUGUGACACCCAGCUUGCUCGACAAGCAAAGGAAAAGACAGAGAUACCUCUGGAGGUUUCAGUGAGAAAAGAUUGUGUACAUUCUGAAGAGUCCAGUUCUGAUAGAAAUGAUGUCCAGCUGAAGUCGGAACCAUCGGGAGCUGCCAGGGCUGAGAUUGCGGAGGAGCGGCCUAUGUCUUCUUCAGGGCUUGAAGAGCAGAGUCUCAGUAAACAAAUUAGCCGUCCACAACUUUUGAAAGAAUCAAGCUAUCCCAAGACUGUUCCACAUCGGAGAACAGCGCUCUCUUCUGCCUCUGAGUGUGAGAUAGAUCACAAUGGGAAAAGAGCACAUAGGAAGAUGAAGCCAAAUGUGACCAAAGGGCGUGGAUCAAAGCGAAUCCGAGGUAAGCCUGCUAAGAAGGAACCUAGAGCUUCCAAGUCCAUGUUGGUGACUCUCCGGGCUUCUCAGAAAGAGGAUGAAGAUGAUGCUGAGGAUUUUGAUUCUGACUAUGAGGAAGAAACCUAUCAUCUUGCCCCAGAAGAAUUAAACAAAGCACCAGUGUUUGUACCUGUUGGUCUCAGAUCCCCUGAACCAGUUUCUGCUCAGAUCGAGGAAACAAUGGAAGAGCUUGAGAUAACCAUGGACGCUACAGAUGUAGGAUGUGUAACUGUUGUUGAACAUCAGCUUUCACACAUGGGCGUGACAACUCAGGAUGUGCAACCAGAAAAGGAAAUGGUCAUAGGUGAACAGACCCAAGAAGAACCAGGUUCCAGUGAUGGAAGCACUGAAGCCGCCAUAACUUUACUUACAAUGGGAGAUAUAGUAUUGCAGUCAGAGAUCAUUCCUGGGCAGGGUGAUGUAGGAGUAUGUGUAUUUCCUGAUGUUCAGUCAAAGGAUAAAAGUCAUGUUCCUUUUAGUCCAGAUACUGUAAAUCAAAAAAUUGUUCAUGACUAUCAGGAAGUUUGUUCACCUGUCAUUAGUAUGUCACAUGCAUCAUUUGAGGAAAACAAGAUUGUAUCGAAGGAACAAAGCAACAGAGAAGCUGCUGUGAUGGAAGAUGACACAGAGGAGACACUGCCAACCAGGAAUACAGCUUCUACAAUGAGCUCACAUGUGAGAGUGGAGAGUAUGGUUGUUACACCCAAGCCAAACUCUGAGAAGAUUUUAGAGAUCAGUGAGCUUGACGGUCAGCAGGAAGUUGCCAGUUUUUGCAUAACUAAAGGGACAGAAGUGGAAAUUCAAAGAGAAACUGAGGAAAAUUAUUCCAAAGCAGUAGAAUUAGAAGAUAAAAGCCUUGAUCCAGUUACAACAGCAGAGACUAAGGAACAGGAGCAGGUGCUAUGUGUGCAUGAUAUUGAAGGGGCCAGUGUUUCUCAAGAAGCAGUCCUACCUGCGAGAAUUGACGAUCUUGAGGAGAACUUGCAAGAAGUUCAAAUGUCGGGCACUACAGUUGCUUCAUCUGAGAUAGGGCAGCACACACUUGAUUCCGAUCAGGGUCCUGGUGAGCGUGCUGCUGAGGAAGCCCUCAAAGAAAGCCCUGACAGCAGCGGCAUGCCCACGCUUCAUGUGCCAGAGAGUGUACCAUCAAAUAUUCCAGAAGUCCAGCAAGAAAACACGAGUCCUCAAGAUGUUACAGUGAAUCUGUUUGCUAAUGUAGAGCAAGAUGGAGAAGAUGAACAAGCAUUCAUUUUAACUUUGGUGGAAAUCCCAACUAAUGUAACAGAAGGAUUUACUGAUGCCUCCAUGCAGUUAAUGCCAAGCUCUCUGCUGCCAGCACCUAUCUUGGUCAGAUCUGGGAACACAGCAGAAAGAGGUGACCUGAGCGGGAGUUUACAAGCCUCUUCAGUUGUUCAAGAUGCUACGUGCUUAUCUCCAUCUAAAAGUGGCGAUUCUGAAAAGCCGCCUGCUAAUUUGGAUCUUACAUCUAGGAAGAGAUCUUGUUGCAGUCCUGAUGAAAGUAUUCAUGUUCCUCCUGCUAAAAAGCCCUCAAUUGCUCCAGGAAUUGAUUAUCAAGAAUGUACCUCUGAGGUAUGUUCAGAGGAAUUCAAUGUUUUUGAGAAAACAGAUUCUUGCAUGGGACAAGGCAUUUUUCCUACCUCAGAGAGCACAUAUGCAACCUCAGAAACUCAAAAGGAACACAAUGAACCAACUUUUCAGAAUACAGAAUCAUCUGGAUCUCUUGAAGAAAUAAAAAAUGCAUGUAUAGAAAACACCAUGACUCAAUUGCCUCAGAGUGAGAUAGUAUCUGAUAAAGAGGAGAAGGCUGAUCCUGCUUCCAAUUCUGAACAGAGGAACAGCGUGAAGUCAUCUUCAAAACCCCCUCUGACCAGACCUGGCAGAAGGCCUUUGGGAUUUUUAUCAUUAAUAUGUCCAAAAAAUAGUUUGGAAUCUGAUGAAGUGAUCCAAACUCACAGUAAGAAGCGCCUAAAGCCUCAAAUACCUGUAUCACAACGAAAUUUGAAGAAACCUAAUCCACUUACUGCAAGCCAGAAAAAAAAUCGGGAGUCUUCAGAUCCACUCCCAUCACCAAGUGUUCCUGAUACUCUGUCUGAUAAUACUGGAAGUUCUGAAAGUUCGGCAGCUCAGGUUUCUUCUGAUCAGCCAUUGCUAGAAGAAAAACGUAAAAGUGGGCCAAAAGGAGCAUCUGAAGAAGAGGUGACCACAGUCUCAGAGUUCGUCUUCAAUGACAUCUUCAUUGAAGUGGAUGAACUAGAAUAAAGCACUCUUCUGGGUUUCCCCUUCUUUUUACUAUUUUCGUAAUGAGUUUGAAAUUUCCAAUGACCCUGACUUUAACAAAGCAGUGUUUCAAAAAGCACCACUACCUGUUUUUAUUUAGGUCAGUUUUGAAUAUUUAUUGAGCUUCAUUUGAAGCCCUUAUAAUCAGUGGGAAGCAUUUCAUUCUGAUUGACCCUGCAUUUUGGAAGUACCAAGCAGUUAAGACUGGUCUCGCUGACAGGCAUGCAAUGUGUUUACAUUUGAUGCACCCCGGGCUGAGGUCCGCUGGACUUGAGAGCUGUGUGCAUACACAUCUGUAUAAAUCAUAGUGCUAACAUACUGGGAGCUUGAUUGUAUUUAACAUUUAGUGACCUUCUUUUAUAAAGGUGGCUGUGUUUUGUUUCUGUGGGUUUUUUGUUUGUUUGUUUGUUUUGUUUUUUGUUUUUUUUUCUUUUUCUUGGAUGAUCAGUUGCCUGUAAGUAUAUGAAAGCAAAUUGUGACACUCCACUUUGGUAUGGCAGAGUUAAAACUUUUCUAUUAUCAUCUAUUUGACUGAAAAAAAAUGUAUUUUUCUAAUUCAUGGUGAUGUAACAUUAGUCCUGAUUGAAGAUCUAGUAUUUAAACUUGCUAUUUAUAAAGAUGGCACAUCAAAGAGAUUAUUU
Grammomys surdaster is the source of this 8042-nucleotide messenger RNA. It is a transcript of the gene Bdp1, whose product is annotated as B double prime 1, subunit of RNA polymerase III transcription initiation factor IIIB. The record is from RefSeq and is a predicted model, not a curated record. Gene Ontology annotation, biological process: RNA polymerase III preinitiation complex assembly. Gene Ontology annotation, molecular function: TFIIIC-class transcription factor complex binding. The coding region runs from base 1 to 7383 and encodes 2460 amino acids. NCBI's taxonomy places the organism in Eukaryota, Metazoa, Chordata, Mammalia, Rodentia, Muridae. The transcript is spliced from 39 exons. Gene Ontology annotation, cellular component: transcription factor TFIIIB complex.